Cyclocybe aegerita is the source of this 408-nucleotide messenger RNA. The record is from the annotation of a GenBank genome assembly. Lineage: Eukaryota; Fungi; Basidiomycota; Agaricomycetes; Agaricales; Hemipholiotaceae.
AUGCUGGCGUACCAGAUCGCACGCGCCAUCCCUGCAGUACACCGGACGAUAGAACACGCUUUCGAAUGCGACCCAAUCGUCUAUACACAAUCCACGGACACCCAGGCUCUACGACUCAUAGCCGAACCGUUGCAAUGCCCUUCUCAGCAGCAAGACGAUAUACCUUCCCUAAUCUUCGUUGACGCCCUCGACGAAUGCACCGACAGAGUCGCCUAUUACCAGGUCUUCAGCACAAUUCACCAGAUUGCCGCCGCCAUUCAAAUACAUAAUCGACGCCUCAUCAUAGGACCCUACUGCUCUUACUACACCCUCAACAACUCCCCAGAGACAGAUGAUGAUAGCUGCGACAAGACCAAGAGGACCUACCCGCUUAAAAUUAUCCAUGUCCCCGUUUUGGCCAAAUCCUGA